Hyalella azteca is the source of this 510-nucleotide messenger RNA. Its product is annotated as nematocyst expressed protein 3-like. Bases 1 to 510 code for a protein of 169 amino acids. The record is from RefSeq and is a predicted model, not a curated record. The transcript has 2 exons. Lineage: Eukaryota; Metazoa; Arthropoda; Malacostraca; Amphipoda; Hyalellidae.
AUGGCAUAUUGGAUACGACGGUCUUUUAUUUUUGCCGACAUCGCCAGACCCUCACCGGCGAGCUCCUGCAGCGCCCUCAGCCCUCAGGGCCCAGGCUCUGCAGCGCCCUCAGCCAUCAGGGCCCCAGGCUCCUGCAGCGCCCUCAGUCCUCAGGGCACAGGCUCUGCAGCGCCCUCAGCCUUCAGGGCCCAGGCUCCUGCAGUGCCCUCAGCCCUCAGGGCCCAGGCUCCUGCAGCGCCCUCAGCCCUCAGGGCCCCAGGCUCCUGCAGCACCCUCAGCCCUCAGGGCCCAGGCUCCUGCAGUGCCCUCAGACCUCAGGGCCCCAGGCUCCUGCAGCGCUCUCAGACCUCAGGGCCCCAGGCUCCUGCAGCGCCCUCAGCCCUCAGGGCCCCAGGCUCCUGCAGCGCCCUCAGACCUCAGGGCCCCAGGCUCCUACAGCGCCCUCAGACCUCAGGGCCCCAGGCUCCUGCAGCGCCCUCAGACCUCAGGGCCCCAGGCUCAUUCCAAUGA